ACUUACUUCCGGCGGCAGAAAGAUGGCCGAUGUUUUUGCGGACCUAGAUUUAUUUUCUGAAUUUGACAAGGAUCGCGAAGCUCAGGCGAGUUUUAUUCAUUACGAUGAAGAUUCUGUGAAAUCAAGGAUAGUUUUUGAGGAUUAUGAGUCAGAGAAAGAGAGUGAGUCAGAAGAUGAUUAUGCUGGAGACUUUGAAACCAAAGAACCUUCUGCUGGCAAGGAGUUGGUAAAAACUGAAAUUCAAAAUGACGCUGCAUUGCCCGGCGUUGCUGUCGAGAGUGAAAGUGAGAAAUUGAUGAGCGAUGUAAGUGUGAGUGCAAAGGAUGAAACGUCCGAAGAAGUUAAAACUGCUGAAGUUGUUACAGAGAUUACUGAUGAUUCAGUGGGUCAACCUAUUGAAACAAUUACAGAAGAUGAAAUGAUAAUUGAAGAUGAUGCUAACAAUGAAAUUCAAAAUGAAACCUCUCAAUAUGAUCCCUACGCAUACAAUUUUAAUGGAUCCGCUGAAAUAAAGCCUGAAGAAGAAAUGAAAUUGUCACCAGAAGAUGAAGCAAAGGCAGCUUGGUUAAAUGAGCAACUUUAUUCUGAAGCAGCAGAGGAAGCCAAGAAAACGAACAUUUCAACGCAGCAUUUGAUUUUUGAACGUAUCCUUUUAUUAGGGCCUACAUGGCCUAGGCCUAUUCAUCUCAUGAUUGUUCAGUGGUACUAAGCCUAUAGCUUAUACUGGCUAUAGGUCUAUAGCUCUAUGCUGGCAAUAGACCUAAGAUUCAAUCUGCUGUUAGGCUCUCAGCCAUAUUCAUAUUAAAAUUUAAUAUUUAAAGCCUAAUUUAAGUUUACGAAGUGUCUACACGUCCGGCGCGCCGGACAAAUAGUGCGCAAGAUACACGUCCGGCGGCAUGUCACGUGACCGACGGACGGCUAGUAGUUUUUAUUAUUCUGAACGAAAUGCAGUUUGGCAGAUCUUGUGUGGUCUAGUGGUAGAGUGGUCGUUUGACGUUAUUAUUAUUAUGAUUUGUGGAUCAAUUCCGGGGAAAGGAUAUUUUUUUUUUCCCAUUUUAAUUAAAAAUAUUUUAUACUAUAUUUUUAUUAUCAUGUUCAUCAGCAACAGUAGUUUCAUGACAAGUUUUUAAAUAUUUUGUAACAAUGUAAAAUGAAAUCUUUUAUUGGUAGCCUACUCCAUACUGGCCCCUGCCCUAAUUAAUUUUAUGGAUUACUGGUACACAAACUCAAAUAACAAACAAAACAAAAAUGUUUACAAGCCACUUUCACUUAAGUUUUUUUUCUAUUAUUUGCAUUCAAGAUACUCAGUACAUUACUUGGUAGAGAAAUUGAUUUUAAAAUUAACAAUAGUUUUGAAUCAUUCGCAGUCCCGUGACAAGGCUGACCGACAAGAUAUCUCUCGCCACUUUCUUACGGCGGUCAUGUGACUUGGUCGCCGGACAAAUAGUGCGGGAGAUACACUGCCUUAAGUUUAAGGCCUAGAGCCUAGGUCUAUCUAAUCUACUCAUAAUGAUUAUCAAGGUGAUUAGUGAUUAGUUAAUUAGCAAAAACUUUGAUUUUAAUUUGUCUUGGAGAUUUUAAAGAAAAUUUAAAUCAUUUAGUUUCUUUAGACUUGUCACAAAAAGUUAGGCCCCCUCCAAUUUAUAAUGCCAAUAUAACGUCACAAACCUCGGCCCCCCCACCCCCCCUCUUUAAAAAAUCCAUUCGUCCACUACUAUCCUUUACAAACCUUUAUAGAAUGGAUAUGGAAUUACUGCAUCUGUGUUAGAAACAUUUCCUGGUGGUUUUUAAAUAGGGGUGAAAGCACCCUUUGUGGCACGGAAGACUCAGAAAAUCAGUUUUAUUUGCUGCCAUUUAUAGUGGUUUCUGCCAUCAGAAAUUUUUAUUGUGAAUUUUGUUUGCAACAUUACCUGUAUAGUUUUUUUUUUUGUAUCUAGAAAGUUAAUUAAACAAAUAAAAUGACAAUAAAAUAAUUUAAUUAUUGUCAUUAAAUUUUUUUUUAUUAUUAUUUAAUUUAAGGGGGGGGGGUGUUUAGAAGUUGAGAGGGGAUGCAGCACUGUAACAAAAUUUAAGAAACCCUGGCCGGGAACAUUUACUAUUUUUGUAUCUAGAAAGUUAAUUAAACAAAUAAAAUGACAAUAAAAUAAUUUAAUUAUUGUCAUUAAAUUUUUUUUUAUUAUUAUUUAAUUUAAGGGGGGGGGGGUGUUUAGAAGUUGAGAGGGGAUGCAGCACUGUAACAAAAUUUAAGAAACCCUGGCCGGGAACAUUUACUCAGGGUUCCCGCUGCCUCCUGAAAUUCCAGAAGCUCCUGGAAUUUGAAAAAAAUUGAUAAAAUCCUGGAAAACUCCUUAAAUUUUAAAAUUACUCCUUAAGUGUCCUGAGAUUUUGUAUUUUCUCAUGGAAAAGUCCUGGAAUUUUUUUUAAGAUUUGGUGCAGGAACCCUGUUUACUAAAAUCACCCCCAUCCCUGCGCACAUCCAGUCCAAUAUUUUUGUUCCAUCUCACUUCACGUGGUAGCCCCAAUUCUAUGAUUCCUGCCUCCACAUUUCGACAUAAAUUCUCAUGACUGUUAAAGUCACCAUACCCCAAUUGUCCUCCCCCGUGGCAACUUGAUCAGAUGCCAUGUUCUUGGACCUCACAUACCUGUACUGAUUCUCUCAGUGAUCAUAGGUCUGUUAUUUAGUGUCAUUAAGUGCAUUUUUUACUAUAAUGUUCCACUUUUAAUGUGAUGUCACAUUGCUUAAACAAACACCCCCCCCCCCCCCCCCCCCCCCCCCCCCCCCCCCACCCCCCACCCCCCCCCCCCCCCCGUCACAUCGCCACAAAAAUGUGACACACCUCCCCACUAAACGCUUGACAUCAUUUAUGGAUGGCCCCUUGCCCAAUCCAUCUUGCUAUUUAUCUUAACAUAUUAGCUCUAAUAGAAACUAAUUAGAUAAACUAGGGCUUAUUCCACAUUCUUUUCUUUAAAUGUUUAUUUCAUUAAUUUAAUGUCUAAUUUGCCUAAGGGAUAGGCUAUUAUUUUAAAUAAUUUUAUGUAAUUUUCUAAGUCCUAAAUAUUAAUUGAGAAUAUCCCUUAGAGCAGUGGUUUUGAACCUUCCUAAUGCCGCGACCCUUUAAUACUGUUCAUGUUGUGGAGACCCAAACCACAAAAUUAGUUUCAUUGAUACUUCAUAACUGAAUAGUAUGUGUUUUCCGAUGGUCUUAGGCAACCCUUGUGACAUGGUCGUUCGACCUCCAAAGGGAUCGUGACCCACAGGUUGAAAAUCAUUGCCAUCCAAAAAAAGGGGGUUGAUUAAAACUCAAAAGAUAUACAUGCAAGCAGAUUUGACAAAAUAAAACUACCUGCUUUGUAUUAUUAUUAUUAUAAUUAUGACAAUUGUAAAAAUCCUUAACAUUUAUACAGGAAAUAAAUUCCGGCGCUAUGCCAAGAUCUUGGACUCAACCAGGCAGGUUUUAUUUUAUUAUUUUUAUGUACAUAAUACUUAAUUAUCCUCCAAUAUUUUUAACUCUUAAUUUUAAUAUUGAAGUUUUACUAACUCAGUUCCUUCUGUUAGGAGUUAAGAGUAAAAGAAAUUUUUGUUAUUUUGUUUGCGUCAGCCUAAAUUAUAGAUUUAUUGAAACUAAAGAGCAUGCUGAUAUUUUUAAAUGAACGUUCUAUUGUAACUGGAGAUGUAAUAAAGGUUAAUUUUUAAUUUGGCUUCCUGACAAUGUACUAAAGAUUAAAGUAAACUAAAUAUUUUAAAAUUAAUUUGUGUUUUGCUGUAGGUAUGCACCUGACGACGAUAGCCCUGCAGUGCAGCUUCUUUUUAACAACAACUCAUUUGCGCGCAAGUAUAGACAGCAAAUUGAACAAUUCAUCAAAGGUCUUCUUUGGGAAGAGUUUCAUUCAAUGCAACAAGAAUCAGUGUCCGAAAUAAUAAUCAAGGUAGAUUUAAUCACUUUUAAUUAUAUACAUUUUAUAAUGCAAAUUUUUCCUCAGGUUUCUAAUACGCAUUUAUUUAUUUUUAUUUAAAAAAACAAAAAACUCUCAACACUGAACUUCUUGCAAGGGAAUUUAAAGUAUACAUAUUUUUUUUCAAGCGCUUGAUAAUCUUCAUACCCACGAAAAGACGGUUCCAAAUCUAAAAGAUUAUUUUAUUUGAUGGCAAUAAAAUGUCAUAUCAAGUAUAGUAAUAUUCAAUCUCUUUUUAGAAGAAGUACUUGGAUUACUUUAUUUUUCACAAUCUUUUUAAAAGAGUCCUGUGUGUUUUGAAUGAUUCAAACUUAAAAUGUUUAAUCUUUUUAAAACAAAAGUUUACAUAAAAAUUCACCGGUUGAAUGGUAUAUAUUUAUUAAGAAUAUCUUCCAAGACAUAAAUACACAAAGAUACCUUAUUCAAUGCGCGUAAAUAAACAAUCCCUUACAAUAGGAGUUCAAUGACCAAUGCUAUGCAUAUGCACAUGGUUGAAAAAAGGCAAUGGAAGGAUACAAAAGAAUUUUGUUUAAAUUUUCAUUUUCAAACCCAAUAAGUUCAUUUAUAUUUCACAAACCUGAGCCUUGUAGCCUUUUGCAUUUUGCAUUCUGAUCUUCCCUCUAAUGUAUAUGUUUCCUUUUUACUACAUUAAGUAAUUUUACUUAAUGUUAGUUUUUUUUUGUUGUUGCUAUGCUGAGCGCAGAGAUGGUGUGAAAUAUGAGUAAUAAACAGUUUUGAAUGUUUCUGUGCUACUAUAACUAUAUAUGUGUAGUUUGAUGUUAACAAUUUAUGUUUAAGACUCAUAAUUGCCUUUUUUUGCUUUGCUGGAAAAUUGAAUAUUAUGUUGGAGAAGGAGGUGAAGGAACUGAAACAAAGGAUCAAGAUCAUAUUAAUGACACCCUAUUUUCAUCACCGCAGACCGUUACAGUGGUCUGAGAAGAAAUGUCCUCUCACUACCAUGUACCGCUUGAGAGAAACGAUGCCACAUCUUUUGAUGCAAUGUGGGUAGUUAGUGAGUGUAAAAUGUAACUUGUUUACAUCUAAUACAAGCAGUGCCCAUGGAAGAAAUUUAACGCCAAUCUAUGCGUCAAUUUUCUUUAGAGAAGAGGUGAGGGGCAUUGUUAUGUUUUCAUUUUGCUUGUGUUGGUGAGGAGAGAAAAAGAAAGUAGUUAAGUUUGGCAGACUUAACUCACAUCAUUUUUUUCUAGAAGUUGGUGGUUUAAACAAUGAUUCUGAAUAUCUUUACAUUUGUUCCAAUUUUUGCAAAUCGUCCAUUGUUUUUUCGUGUGCUUAUGUAGCAAGAAAAUGGUGAGGACAUUGAUAUUUCACCCACAGAUAUUGUAAGUUCAGGAAAACACGCGUAAGCUUCAAGUUUACUAAUCAUCUGUGGUAUAAAUAACUUUUUCAGCCUGGUCAUCCAUCUUGCAUUGAUAUAAACAGUAGUCUCCCUCUUGAAAGCAGAACAGAGAAGAUGAGACAGCGACAUGGGGUAAGUGGCUUAAAAGUAUUAUUAUAAUUAAUUAUUGGGAUAGAGGUGUUAUUUUUUAUGUAUAUUUUUUUUAGUUUAUAUGUUGACAUUUUUUUUUCUUCAGAUUAUUGGCAACAGUCAGUUUCAUAAACAAUUUCUCAUAGACUUCCUUGGAUGGCCCUUUACAGUAGCUGAACCUACCAGAUGCAAUGUCAACUGGGAAAUACCUCUGUAACUAAUAUUUCAUUUAAUUAUGAGAUUUAAUACCGUAGCUCUAUAAAGUUUAAACCAAUUUUUCAAUCAUUCCUAAUGUUAUAAUUUAAAAAUGUAUUGAUCAUAGACAUUGCAAAAUAGUGUUUGUAAGAUCAACAUGCUAUUUCUGCUUUUCUUUGAAUUUUGUUCCAACUAUGAAGUUAAAUUGAAGUGUAGAAAUAAAACUACCCACAUGAUUAAAAUUGUUGACAUUAAUUUGAAAAAAAUAAAUCUUUAAAUUAAAAAAAAGAAAGACAAAAAAUGCUACUUAUGUGCAGCAACAAUUCCAUUAAAGUUAACUGCUACUGUAUUAUCUUUAGAUAUGGACAAGUCUUUAAUGAGGUUUAUGCAGAUCCAACUAAUAAGCUGAAAAAGAUGGGAACAAAAAGGUAUGUUUUUGUGGGUUUUUUAAAAAUUUGAUUUUUAAUACUUUUUGAAAAACAAAAACCAUCCUCUUUUUUUUUUUUUUAAAUUAAAAGAAAUAAUAGUGUAAUUUUGUGUUGCUACUAAAAAUACAUAACCAUCUGUUAGAUACUAAAUUUGUUAAAGUUUCAGUCAAGUUUGCUUUAGGGCUUCCACUCUGUUUAAUGUAAACAUGAAUCAAACAGACAAAAACAAGCGUGUUGGAACUGUGGUGAAGAAAAUCAUGCUGUGAAUGACUGUAAACAACAGAGGAUCCCAUCGAGGAUCGCAUCAAAUCGUAGAGAAUUCUUGACACAACAGCAACAGAAUGCCUCAUCGUUUGAGCCUAAGUUUACGUAAGCAAGACCUUUAUUUUCAGAAAACUGGCUGAGGUUUUUUUUAAACUUCGACACUCCAAACUGCUUUUUAAUUGGGAGAAAAGUUUUGAAAGAUUACAUCAUAAAUAAAUAAAAGAUCUCUGAAAUGGCAAAGGAUAAACAUUUUAUAAAUAAAUUAAAUUUGAGUACCAAUUUCUAUGUGAUCAAUGAAAUAUUUGUGUGACCAGCAGUUAUUAAUUUAAAGGCAAUAAUGCAUAUUAAAACUUGUAUCCUCAUUGUAAUAGUAAAAAGCCAAAAUAUGGCUGAUUUGGCAAAAUUAUUAACUAACAUAAAUGAAAAUCAUACGCAAAUUGUUUGCUAUUAUAUUUAUGUAAUACUUCUUUUACUUACCUUUUAAAGACCAUUCCAGCCCACAGUGGCUAUCAUUGGACUCUGAUUAAAUGACUAGUUGCACAAGUCUUGUAAACAAAUACAAACAAUCACUUUGAGCCAUAUUACUAGCAUUUAACCUAAGCUCAUCAAAAGUGAUUGAAAUUUAAAUAACUCAAGGUUAGAAGAAUUAUGGGUCUCAACAUUUUUUAUUAUAGCAAAUAAUCCCGUUAACUCGAUCCUGUUUGGGUGCGAUCAAAAUUGUCUGACAGAGGUACAUACAGAUGUGACUAUUGCAUUCAGAUGAUGUUAGAGACACUAACAAAAGCAGCUUUUUUUAUUUACACAGUAAGGUUGUGUUCAUGGCCUGGCAAUAGACAGCACAUUUUUGGAGUAUAUACAUCUCUUCCUGGCAGAAUCAGUCAUGAAAGAUUUUGUGAAUAAAACUAAUGUCAAUGCAGUGCAGCAUGUAGCCUAACAACAAGGGACAGCAUCUGGUCAAGCCAUCUUAGGCAGCCACAUUGAAAUGGAUGCCAUUGAUUGCAAAGGACGUUAAAAAAUAAUACCUUUAUGUCCACAUUAUGUUUGGGUUGAUUUAUAUAAUCCUGAUGGAAGAAUUUACUGAUAAUCAGGCUGUGGAGAUUUUCAGCAGUAGCUAGUUAGAUUUGAUAUUCACUGCUAUUUCCAAGUGAAUUAUUCUUCUCAAAAACCUGUGGCCCAAUCUGAACUUCUUUUGCUGGUUUUAUUUUGUGAUCUUCUUAAACCACUUAUAGAUAAAGCCAUGAAUGGUUGGAUAUAAGGAAGACUUGGCUUUGAGCUGGAAAUAGAAGCUGAUACCCAGGGCCGGCCCUAACAACUGUGGGGCCCAAUCCGAAACAGAUUGCGCUGGGCCCAGUCUGGGUAGGGAUAUGGAUAAUAAGUGAAAAUUAAGAUUUUGUAUUAGAAAGUGGGGCCUAUGAAAGUGCGGGGCCCACUGCAGCCGCAUAGGUUGCAGUGGCCUAAGGCCGGCCCUGCUGAUACCACAGAAAAUGUGGUGUUCCACAGAAAUAAAGAGUUUAAGAGAAGCUGGACCAACGGCAUAAAGUUAAUUUUUUUUUUUCUUGCCAAAAGGUGCAAGAGCUGGGGUUUGGCACCCACUGUUACGGAACCAAAAAAAGGGGGGAAAAAUGAAGUUUGUAAACGCUUGGGAAAAUUGAGAAAAUCAUGGCAGAAAAUGGUGGAGAUUACUUGUCUGCCACUUUAUAGACUUUUGACUGGUAUAACAUGAUAUCCACUACUGUAACUCAGAUGUGGCUAUGAAAACCAUCCAAAUAUGUUCUAAAUAAUGAAUUAUAAUCCUGAAAUUCCUUAUUCAUAUCUCAAAAUUGCUUUAUGUUUGGAUUUUACUAUAGAAAGUUUAAAAACACUUCUCCCAGUAUAGUAUUAAAAAAAAAAAAAUUGGAAAUCAGCAUUGAUGUGGAUAGAGCACACAUCAUCAUUGAUGGGGAUAGAACACACAUCAUCAUUGAUGGGGAUAGAACACACAACCAAUGUAAAGUUAUUGAACUUGUUUUUAUGGAUCAGUGACAUCUAGAUUUACGCCCUAUUAAUGUACCUAAACCUGGAAGAAUCUCCAAGUAAAUAAAGAUAAUAAGCUGAUUCUCUAUCAGCAAGUGCUGGACAGUAUUUAAAUUAAGCCUAAUGGGGAAAUUGUUAAAAUAUUGUCAAGUACUAUUAAAAACUAAUGGUCAGGUCAUUUCAUAGACACUUAAAAUGUCAAUGUCUUUAACUUUAAAAAAAUAUAUUUUCUGUUACCGUAUUUAUCGGCGUAUAACACGCACCUCAUUUUAAGAAGGUAAUUUCAGGAAAAAAAAAUUAAAUUAUAUCGGCGUAUAACACGCUCACAUCAUUUGCCCCCUAUUUUCAGGGAAAAAAAGUGAGUGUUAUACGCCGAUAAAUACGGUACUUUAUUGUCAAUUAAGUCUCAUGAACACCUGUUAAGAAUCUUCAGAAAUAAGUUUAAUCUAAUUUACUGCUUACACAAUGGUAUUUUUCUAUUAGCAAAAACAAUUGGUACCUCUGGAGCGUGAUGAACACUAACAGAGCCCUGAAAGUCUGAAGUUUGUUUGUUUUAGUCUUUUGUCAUUGUUGUAAACGAUGCUUACGAUAUACAAUAAUGAUUAUGCAUGGUGUUUUUUUUCGUUUUUUUUUUCUAGAGGUCCAUCACGAUAUCACUUGGAUCCUGAGUUGGCCUCAAAGUUCACAAAAUUCAAGCCAGGAGUUGUAAGGUAAUUAGCUCACAAAAAGUUGAUGGUUUUUUUCUCCCAUACACUAAGGUAUUCUCAAUUUUCACUCAGUUUUACAUUAUUAAAAACAAGCCCUGAACUGCUGGUAUAAGAUUAUUUUUACAUAAAUUUUUCAUUUAAAUUUGUCAUCGGAGUAAAUAUUUGUCAUACGUUCACUAUUUAUCAUUUAAAAGCUCAUAAAUUAUCUACAUAAAAAUGUUCUUCUGUUUUAAGUUUGUUAUAAUUUAUUUAUAGUUAAAAAAAUUUAACACUAAAACCAGUUGAAAAUGUUAAAACUUCCUAAAAUGGUGUACAUUUUUAAUUGGUAUCAGCAGAGAUUGUAAAAUUGUUAAAAUAUUAAUUUCAGUUCUCAUGAAAACAGUUUCUGAUCUUUUGUUGCAGUGAGAGUCUGAGAGAGGCCUUGGGUCUUUCUGAAAUUCAACUUCCCCAGCAUAUUUACAAGAUGCGAUUGUUUGGCUACCCUCCUGGUUGGUUGGCAGAGGCAAGGCAGGUUGAGUCAGGUGUUACCAUAUUUGAUAAAAAUGGCAGAGGUAUGUCAAUGGAUCAAUAUUCAAGUAAAAGAUGUUAAUGUAUGCUUGCAAUUUUCAUUAAAGAAGUGCAUGGAUACAUAUUACCUUGGGAAUGGAAAGAGCAUAUUGGAAAUAUUGACUGUUUUGAAAAAAAUGAGUGUCUUGGUACUUUAGAAAAUUAAAAUUCACUUUGGUCAACAGGUAAUUUAAUAUGAAUUCAAAACACUAUUUCUAUUUUCAAAUGAAGUCUGACUUUGUUUUCAAAAGUCACAUAUUUUUGUUGUUGUUGAAAAAAAAUUGUUGUAAAAGAGCAGUAAACAACUGAAAGAAAUUUAAUCAUGUUGAUAAAAUAUGCCCUUUACAUUUGCAGGAAAUAUAAUUAAAAGCUGUUUAAAAUUGUAUAAAGGCAAAAAUUGAAGAAAUUGUGAUAACUAAGGUUCUGUGAUUUUUUAAAAUUUACAAACAAAGAAGUUUGAUUGUGGUAAUAGUAAACCUGUUGCUUUCACAUUACCUUUAUUUUCAUUAACAUUAUUCCUAUGACUUUUCAGAACAAGUCAAGUUAUUGUAUGUGUGUGUAUCCAAUCUUGUUUAAAUAACAUGUAUGUGCAUAUUUUACUCUUUGCUCAUAUGAUAAAACAGUGUAAUUUUAAAAUAAAUACAGGAAGUGGUGUAUUAAAUAUGUAAAUUUUACAUUACUGAGUGUGCAUUUCAAUUGUAAAUGAUUCCAUUUUUGGCUCAUCUUCCAUGUUUUUUUCUUCUAUUUAAAGUAACAUUGAUAACAGGAGAGUGUCUGGAAGAUGGGGAACUUGAUGAUGAGUCAUCAGAAAGUAAGAUGGGUAAUGUUGUCUUUCUUAUUUUAAUGUUGCUCUGAGAACUCAUUUACUACAAUCAGUGGAGCACUUAUCAAUCCUUUAUUAGUAGAUAAAUUUUUGAUACAAUAUUUAAAUCCCAUGAUUCCUGUUUUUUUCUUCAGAAUAUGAUGUCAACAAAAUUAUAGAGUAUCCUGGUUUCACCAUCCCGGUCCCUUCUGGCUAUGUGGAUGUAAGUAUUUUCAAUGCUCAACUUUUAAUAAUAAUAAUAAUAAGAUUUCUUUUAUAGCACGGUACCCCAGCAUAGGGCUGGGCUCACCGCGCUGUACAUAAAAAUUUUAUCAAUCUAUAUUCACCCACCCCACCACAUAGCUUUUACAAGGCAAACCAUGGACGGCAGCCAGCAAGAUUAUGUUGUGUGUACCAUACUUUAAUUGAAUGGGCGGUUUCAUUCAUGCAAUUAUUAAACAUGUGUGCUUCCAUAAAAAAAAUCUGAUGGAUGUUUGCUCAGCUUGUAAAUAAAUAAAGUUAUUUUGCCUGAGAAAAAUGGAUGACAUUAAGUCUUUUUAAUGAAUCCAUCAUUUCAAUGACUUUCUAGUGAUGUGUAAUGGUGAUCUUCCUUCUGUCUUAUAAAUAUGCAUUAGCUAUGUGGUGUGAAAUGUUGAUUGACAAGUUCAUAAUAAACAAUUAUCUUGUCCUAUAAAGGAACAUGCUGUGUACAAAAUGCCACCCAUUCAGCAACAUCAAUUGAAAAAGACUUUGAUGUCCCAGUCAUCAGAGAAGGUAGCUUUCUCAUUUAUUAUUGAAACUAGCUACUUAAUGAUUCCCUUUGCUUUUAAUCUCCCAGCUAUUUUGAAAAAUCGGCCCUCUCCAGGCUAAUUUGAAUAAUAAUUGAAUAAUUAUUAACAUGGGAUAGAUUUUAAUAACAAGUUACGUUUACUGAUUUCACAAAUGAUCUUCAGGGAAAGAAUGGAAUUAAUAUGUCAUUAAAGGAGGCCUGUGAAAAUAUCCAGUCAUCCACCCUGUGCUUUAUUAAUGAGGUAACGCUCCUCUGUUUACAGGUUUCAGCUAAGAAACGUAAGCGAGAGAAAGAAAGAGAUGAAGACGAAGAAUGUGUGAAGAAAUUAAAGACUGAUGAAGACUUGGAGGAAGGGGAAGGUAAAAUAAUUCACUUUAUUAAUUAGAUUGUUGUUUGUGUUUUUAAUUCCAUAGCUUUCCAAUAAUGUGUUAAUAUUUGUUCAUUUUACCAUUAGAUAAGAAAAUGGAACUUAAGAAAUCAGAAAACUUUAUAUUAAGACAAGUACCUGUGCAGGAUCCCAUUUCACCACUGUUAAAAAAAAACACUUUUUUUUUUUUUUUUUUUUUUUUUUUUUUAAAAAAAAUUUUUUUUUUUUUUUUUUUUUUUUUUUUUUUUUUUUAUAUCUUAAAUUUUAAAAUCAAUUUUGGAAGCUUUUAGCAGGAAAAAAAAUCAAAUAAUUCUAAAUGAGAAUAGAUAAAGAAUUAAUGUUUGAUCAAGCUCACUUACAGCAAGAGUUUCAAAGUGUAUAUAGAAAGAUCAAUUUACUUUUGGGUUUGAGCUUUAUAAAAAAAUUAUGAAUGAAGAUGGCCCAGCGGGGCUUGUCAUUUCUCAGGCCCUGAAACAUCACAGUGCAAUGCGUAAUGUUAGUAUUUUUAGAACAAUGCACAAUUUUUUUUGUCAAACAUGGCUGCAAAAAAUGUUUUUCAGCAUAUACAUUUAUAUUAGUAACAGUAAAAAUCUUUUUAAAAUGUAGUUGGAAACAAGUUUCAGCCUACUUCGUUAACUAACAUUAACGAACAGCUGUUAAGAUAUUGGCCAAACUGAAUACUUGGUUGAGAAAUUGGCCUAAGUGAAUGCUUGGAUGUUCUAUUGAUAUAUUUUGACCUUUAAUAAGAAUGCCUGAAUGGUUUGUUAAUAGAUUUCGGCCAUUAAAUGACAAACCCUCAUUGUAAAUUUCAAUCUCAUUUCUCAUGUUCACUAAUAUUAAAGCCACCUAAUGAAAGUAUCAUAAUAAUAUUUAAAUUUAUAAUUCAGUUUUCAAAUAUGUUCAGAUGCUAAGAUUAUGUGGUGAGAUUUUCUUUUCUCCAGACAAUUAUUGAAAAUUGAUGCACAACUUUUCAACCUAUAAGAAAUGCAUUAUGAAAACGUUGUUUUACUCUUUAGCUAAGGAAGAAGGGGAGGAGGGUAACAUCACAAGAGAAGAGGAAAAUACAGACAUGAAAGAAUCAACAACAUUAGACGAGACACAGCCCCCAACCAAUAACGAGGCAGAGGCACCGCCAUCUUUGAUGAAGUCAUCUUCAACAAUUUCAUUGAGCAAGGAUUUUGGUACACCUAUUUUAGUGAGUCUGGUUUCUUGUGGUUUUAAUCAACCGUUUAUUUUCAAAUGCCUAUCUGUUGUAUGGUGUUUAAUGAUCAUCCGGCUAUACAGAAGAUUUUCUGAAUGGAUUUUUAAAGUUGGCUAAAGUAAAAUAUAAGCUUUGAGAGUUAUUUAUUAUUAGCCUAAUCAAUAAAUAUUUUAUCUUUGAGUAAAUAUAGUCUGCUUAAGUAUCAUAAUUUACGGACAAUAAGACGCAACUUAAUUUUUAAGCAAUUUUUUUAAAUAACAUUUUUACUAUUUUUAUUAUUAGAUUGCAAACAAACUAAAGAAAAAUUCUUAGUUUAUAAAACCAAACUGACCUUUAAAAUCCCUGAAAAUCGUCAUCAGAACUUUUUCUUAUUCUACUUCGUCAUCAUCAUUGUCCUCUUCAUAUAUAAGAUGGUCCUCACUGCCAUCAUUACUUAUGAUGAAGCACUUCUUGAAAGAUUUAACAAUAAUGUCUUUUCUCACUCUAGACCAUGACUCUUUUAUCCACUGACACAUUUGUUUGAUUGUAGGUCAUUUUAAAGUUCCCUUGGCAUGAAUUCAUGUUGGGUUUCAUCUAUGAUCCAUUUGUUCCAUUCCUCUUUCAUAUACACUUUAAAUGGUUUAUUUAUCGAGACAUCAAGAGGUUGCAACUGUGAAGUAAGUCCUCCCUGAAUAACAGCAAGCUCUAUAUUUCUCUUUCUCAAUUUCUCUUUCACAGAAUUUUUCAAAUGACUUCUAAACUGAUCUCGCACAAGAAGAGAACUCUUCUUCAAUAAAGCACCUUUCCUUCUCUCCCACACUGUGUAAAUCCAUAAUUUCAUACCAGUCUCGUCCAUCCAACCCUUAUCAUGUACAUAAACAAAGCACCUGGCAGAAUUUCAUAAGGUUUUGGCAUUGUUUUGUGCUUGAAAAUGAUAAUUGGAUUAAGUUUAGUACCAUCAGCACAACAUGAAAGGACAACAGUGUAGGGAUUUGUUCAUGUGCACUUGUUUUUAUAGUUACAGUUUUAGCACCUUUCACAGCAACAGUUCUGUUUCUCAGCACAUUAAAUGUCUGUGGAGUUUCGUCCAUAUUCGCUUAUGGCUGAGUUCCGUCCUAGUUUUCUUUCGAUGUUGAAUAAUAAAUCGAUGGAAAGAUAAUAUUUUCUCUUCAUACUCUUGUGGCAUUUUCUGAGAUAUUUUGGUUUUUGUUCGCAUGCUAAGUCCAGGAUGCUUCAUAAACCUGUAGCACCAACCAACUUUACCCUUAAAGUCUGUUAAGGUCCACUGUAGCGCUAGCUUACGUGCGAGUAUUUGAAUCAUUUUUGUAUUAAUUCCAAUGCCUUUUUGACGGUGUCCUUGAAUCAAUUUCAAUACGUCAUCUUCUAGUUUUGGCCAUUUUGCAUUCAGUCCUCUAUUUGCUCAUUUUUUUAGUUCCUCUUUACUGUCCCACCAUUAGCGAAUGGUUUUUUCUGUUGGUGGAGGGCCAAAAUGCUGCUCAGCUGCUCUGUUUCCAUGUUCUUCUGCAUAUGCUAUUACUUUCAAUUUAUAGCCCCGCAUCAUAUGAAUACUGGUACCUUUGAUUUUUUUCCAUUUCGUAACUAGCUACUAACAAAAAUAUUGUACUGUUACCGAAAACACAAAUCACUUUCAAUUCAAGUUCACUGGCACCGUAGACUGCAAUGACGCAUCAUAGACUAGACAGUAUCAUAGACUAGACAGUGUUCUGGGUUUGUGAUGGCGGGGUGGGAGGGAGACAGUGUUCUGGGUUUGUGAUGGCGGGGUGUGAGGGAGACAGUGUUCUGGGUUUGUGAUGGCGGGGUGGGAGGGAGAUGGUGUUCUGAGUUUGUGAUGGUGAGGGGGGGGGGGGGGGGGGCCACUGUUAACAAGCUUGUGAAUCCCUGCAACUCAUGUUCCGCGCACUGGUGCACUGCUGCUGCCAGUUGAAUCACGGGGUGGGAGGGAGACAGUGUUCUGGGUUUGUGAUGGCGGGGUGUGAGGGAGACAGUGUUCUGGGUUUGUGAUGGCGGGGUGGGAGGGAGAUGGUGUUCUGAGUUUGUGAUGGUGAGGGGGGGGGUGGGGGGGGACACUGUUAACAAGCUUGUGAAUCCCUGCAACUCAUGUUCCGCGCACUGGUGCACUGCUGCUGCCAGUUGAAUCCAAUGUUUCCAGAUAUAUGUCAAAUAUAUGGCCAUUUUUAAGACUGGCAGAAAUUUUAAAUCAAACACUGGACAUUUUUAUAUUAAUUUCGAGUAUAAGAUGCACCUGAAUUUUAGAGGCGAUUUUUCAAAGAAAAAGUGGCAUCGUAUAUUCUUUACAAUUCUGUAUUUAUUUCAUGGAAAUAAACUAAAAGAAAUUAAUUAUUUUUAGUGUUGAAAAAAAAAAAACAAUGUUGACAUUUUAAGAUUUUACUCAUGAAAAUCUACUUCCAGUUAGUUCAAUCGUUCCCAUUUGGAAUUCAACUUCAGAAUUAAAUAGAAACACCUUGGCCCUUCUAUUUAAAAAAAUUAAUAUUACAUUUUUUUCUUCAACAAAACUUGACUAUUAAUUUAAAUAAUUUAAGAGUUAUCAGUGGCACUUUCAUUAUAGUGAAAUAAGUUAGUAUUGUGUUUUACAUCAUGAUUCAUCCAAAUACAUUUUUAUUUUAGGUGAGGGAAAAGAUAAGACUUCCAGAUGCCAGCAAAUUUGGAAAAAACAUUGAAGAGCACAUACCAUAUGAGAAUCUUCCCAACUCCACUGGAAUAUUUGACAAAAUGAGAGAUCUUUUAGAAGAAAUACGCAAAAAAGCUAAAAAGUAACAUACAGUACCCUUAAUAUGUGUGAUGUAUGUUUGAGAUUGCUGUAUGUUUGUUUUUUUUAUAGAAACUUUACUUGAAAUUUUAAUUUCUAUUACUAUUUGUAAACCUGUUACUACAAGCUGAAAUAAAAAAAAUAUAUAAUAUUGAUCUUAAAAAAUGUGCUUUUCCUUUUCCAAUAAAAUGGAAACUUGAGCUUUUUAUUUUAAGAAAUACUGGUUCUAUAAGUUUUGUUUACCUGUCAUUACUUUUAAAAUAGGGAUGUUUCAUUGUUCACAAUUGCAUCACAAUGAGCUUGUAUACAGUUACCAUUCCUUACACAAGUGUGUUUCUCCACUUGGUUGUAGCAUUUUUGCCAAAUCAUCUCUGUGAAUCCUGUAGGCUACAGCACCACUCCAAUAAAAAAAAAUGUGUUCAUAAAAUGAAAUAGGCUCUUCAAAUGGAUAGCUUCCCUUCAUCCACCAAUCCCUAAAUCUUGAAACUUGUAAACAGAUGUUUUGUUUAUUUUCUUUUACUGCUUAUCUAACUCAGAUUUGUAUUAGUUGUCAUUUGGUUCAACUUUGUGAGCUACAUUCAUCAUGAUAAAAUAGUUUUGCAGCAUCGAUGUUGUCACGAGUAAGUUUUGUAAUAUAAAAUACAAAACCACCGAAUAAUUAAUUAUUUUAUUAUUUUUUUUAAGUUUGUUUUUCUCAUAACGUAAGUUAUAAUAUUAAUGUUGGUUCAUUUCUUUGUAAUAUGUUCCUUGUAGUUGGGUUAAUGGGGUGUGGAGAUUUGCUCAAAAUAAUUUUAGACAUGUUUAGAGUAGGAUGGUUUUACAAGUAAGUCCUUUACUUUUACUGUUCUCACUGUUCUUUUGGUCAUAGUCACACAUGUUUUGGUUUAGUCACAAUAGCAUUUCUCUCAUUCUGUCACAGUAGCAUUUCUCUGUGUUCUGUCAAAAUAGCAUUUCUCUCAUUGUUCUGUCAAAAUAGCAUUUCUCUCAUUGUUCUGUCAAACCCUACUGCCAUCGGUCUAAGUGACAUUAAUCUCCAUUGACAAACCAUAUAGCGGUUAAACUACAGUGAAACCCUCCUGCAUUGCAGGGUUAAUAACAUUCAUUUAUCCUGUCUUCUAAUAAUGCAUACAUACACUAUGUAUCAUUUGUUCUCUCGUAUUUGUUGAUUUAUUGAUUGUAGUAUAUGAUGCAUCCAUUCAUACAAAAGUUGCAUGCUAAUAGAGUCUGUAGGUUUGGUUGAAAUAAAGUAGUAAAUAAAAAUGUUUAAUCUUAAAAUAAACUGUGGUAGAUUGUGUCUGUUUAUGGUUUAGUCUUUCAGUUCAAAAGUAAUAUGAUUUAGAUCAAGGGUUUGACGCUUUUUUUUUUUUUUUUUACAAAGGCCAAUAAGGGAAUCUCGUUGGCCUCCGGGGGCUGGAUAGAUUGUGCCAAAUUCAUUUUUGCCUACCUGUAUGAUCGGAGCAUCUACCAAAUUUUUAUUUUUUAUAAAAUACAAAUUUAAAACAUUUAAGACCUUUUUUUCCUUUGUUAAAUAUUUUUUUUUUUUUUUUUUUUUUUUUUACAAAGGCCAAUAAGGGAAUCUCGUUGGCCUCCGGAGGCUGGAUAGAUUGUGCCAAAUUCAUGUUAGCCUACAUGUAUGAUCGGAGCAUCUCCCAAAUGUUUAUUUUUUAUAAAAUACACAUUUAAAACAUGUAAGACCCUUUUUUCCAUUGUUAAAUGCAACACCGCUGUUCUUUUCCCUUGUUAUUACACAGCACCCUAGUUUGCCGAUCCCAAUUCUUUGUGAAACUGCUAAAGGAUUGGUUGAAAUUUAUAUACAUCUUCAUACACCUUACUUCAAAUCUCAUACUUGUCUUGUUGCCCCAGACAGUUCAUGAGCCUCUACAUGAUAAGAUCUGAGGUUUUCUUGUAUUUCCCCUUUUUUUAAUGGCACACAAUUAAUUAUAGCUUGAUGGUGUCAGUGUCAGAGGUUUGAAAUAUUCAAAAUUGAAUCUUUUUAUGAAUUAAAUAUCUUUAUUACAUCUAUCAUAUAGGGAAUUUCCUUUGAGUAGAAAUAUUAGAAAAUACCUCUCAUAAAUAUAAUCCAAUUAUGUUGUUAUUUUCUUUAACCAUUUCAGCUAGUUGUCAUUAGGAAAUUCUAGGUAAAAAUCUGCCACAGUGAAGUAGAAUUUUAAUGUUAGAUUUUUUAAUUUCUUAUGAUGUGUUCAUGUUUAACUAAAAAUGGAUCAAUUAUCACUGAUUACAUUUUUUGUGUUUUACCCGUCAUAUGAAAUUCUCUAACUUUAUCACUAUUAAUACUAUUAAUAUGUAUUGUUUCUCUCAAGUCAUGUUCACCC
Messenger RNA from Lymnaea stagnalis (great pond snail), 17853 nucleotides. The record is from the annotation of a GenBank genome assembly. NCBI's taxonomy places the organism in Eukaryota, Metazoa, Mollusca, Gastropoda, Lymnaeidae.